AUGGGGCGCGGGGAUAUCCGGCGCGCGUACACGCUCGGGCGGGAGCUGGGGAAGGGCGGAGGCGGCGUGGUGCGCGAAUGCCUGGACCCGUUGACGGGCGAGCCCGUGGCGGCCUGCAAAACCAUUCCCAAGUCAAAGCUCCAGACCGUCUCACCUACCCGCAAUCCGAGACGCGCUCAGCUGCUCACCCCCCCCCUCCCGCCAGUUCGUUCCCCGGUUCCUAACUUUCCCCAUUUCCCCCUCCGCCUUAUCCCAAUUUCCCCAAUUUCUCCGCCGUCCUCCGAUUUCUCCGCCUCCCUCCAGCGCCCGGACCUGGUGGAGGAGCUGCGCGCGGAGGUGGCGGCGAUGCGGCGGCUGGCGGGGCACGCGCACGUGGUGCGGCUGCUGGCGGUGUACGAGGACGACCACGCGGUGCACGUGGUCAUGGAGCUCUGCACGGGUGGCGAUCUCUACGACUUACUGACGGCUGCCACCACACUUCCAGAGCCCAUCGCUGCGCAGCUGACAAGUCAAAUCCUGAAGGCGCUAAGUCACUCCCAUCGCAACGGCAUCCUGCAUCGCGACAUCAAGCCGGAGAAUAUCCUACUAGCGAACCCGGUAACUGUACAAGACGUGCAGGUCGCGAUCAUCGACGCUGCUGUACCCGCGACAGGAGCAACAGCGAAAAUGGAAGGCGAAACGGUUUCUACAGUACCAGCAUCUGAUUCUCACGCGGAAGAUGAGAUUAUGCGCGAUGUGAAUAUAAGCGGCGGGCCUGUCAGCAGCACUGUAGCAUGUGCGGGUGGUGGCGCCAGCACCGCCAGCAGCAGCUUUGGGGCGAAAGGUGGGUUGCUGCGGGAAGGGGGGCGCGGAACAGAGGAGGGGGAUGGGGAAGAGGAGGGGGAGAGGGCGGAAGGCGCGGGGAACGCCCUGCAUGUUAAGCUUGCGGAUUUCGGGCUGUCUGUUGUGCUUAAAACGGGGCAGCUUGCAGUGGGUAUGCAUGGCAGCAACGUGUAUAUGGCGCCAGAGGUGGUGUGCAGGAAACCGUACGGUUUGGCGAUUGAUUUAUGGGGUCUUGGAGUUAUCCUCUUUACAGCGCUCUCCGGUUACAUGCCCUUUUGGGGUAACACGGAUGAAGAGCUUUUCGUCCGUAUCCUGCGCGGCCGCCCGGAUUACGCCAGCGAUCCGUGGCCGUCGAUUAGCGCGGAGGCAAAGGAUCUGGUCCAUCGAUUGCUCACAAUUGAUCCACCGCGUCGGAUCACUGCUGACGUGGCGCUGCAGCACCCGUGGAUCUUGAAGCAUUGCGGUGCAUCUGCACCGUCCAUUCCAGCAUCUCUGGGCGAGCCUGCUGGCGUCAAUCCCAAGGCACCUUCUCACCCAUCCCCAGCUGCAAAGGAUAUCCAUAUGCACACGGACACGAAUGCACACCAGCAGCAGCCGCAGCAGCAGCAGCAGAGGCGGAAUCACGAGUCCAAGUCCUCCCCUGCACAUUCUCCCACCAUCUCCUCCGCUUCCUCCGCUGCCUCCUGUCCCACGCCCUUCACUCUCCCCCACUCCGCCGCUCUGCCCACUCCCCAUCCCGCUCAUACCGCCACCCCUCUGCCUGCCACGGCUGCUGCUGUUUCUCUGAGCGCACCUAUGGGCGCGGUCUCUCUUCCAUCACCCUUGCCUGCUGUGACCCAACCUGAGGAUAUUAAUAUUGAUCCAUCCCGAGGAUCUGCUGUGACCCAUCCACAGGAUAUUGAUUUUGUUGCCCACCCAGCAGUCUUCACUGCUAUGUCUCACCCACCAGUCACAGCCUUCACUGCUGCUUCCCUCCCAGCAGCUAUCACCGUCCGCCCUUCAUUUGUCAAGCCCAUGCCUCCGCCCUCGCAGCUUGCUUCGGCCGGGCCUCCUCCAGCAGCUUUGGCCGCUGCUCACGCAUCUGCUUCGGCAACAGCUUUGGCGACAGGUUCGGAACCAGCCUUGACAAGUGCAUCGACGCCAGCAGCUUCCGCGCCUGUGGUGGGCGGUACGAGUGGGGGAGUCACAGAUUCUGUUGCAUCUGCAUGUGAAGAGCAAACUGCCGCGGCCGUGGUGCCUUCUUCUCUCUACUUCACUCCUGGUACUUUUGCUGCAGAAGCAGCAACUGUGCCAGCGGCAGGAGCACUAACAGCAGCUGCAGUUACAGCAGCAACAGAGUCCACAGUUCCGCUUCACCCCAUUGCUGCCAUGUCUGUUGAUCAUCCGUUUUCCGUCUCCUCGCCAGCAGCAGCACCAACGUCACAUACACCCGCCCCACCUGCUCCUACCCCACAUGAGCCGACCCCACUUGCGGCUACUGCACAUGAACCCACCUCCAUCGGGUCUGCUGCCUUAGUUGAACCUGCUAUUGAGCCUUUGAGGCGUGCCUGUAGAGCACACAAGGGCCGCACGGGGGUGUUCCGAGUGUCAUCUGGUAGGAGGAGAGACGCUCAUGCAACAGCCGCCCCAGCCCCCUCUGCUUCUGUUCCUAGUGCCACCGCUGCUGGUGCCGCUGCUGGUGCUGCUGCUGGUGCUGCUGCUGGUGCUGCUGCUGGUGGUGCUUCUGGUAGUGGUGGUGGGUCCUUUGGUUCUGCUAGUGGUGCCAUGGCCAGUGCUACUAGCAAGCUCGCCUCUCUUUUCUCCCUGGGUGCCGCACCUGCAGCCAAGGCACGGAAGAAUGCUGCCGGAGCUGGCGUUUCAGGUUCGGGAGUGCCAGGUUCGGGAACGUCUGCGCUGUUCCGAGCCAGGCCGUCGGGCCUGAGCAGCCCGUUCACGUUCUUCUCUCCCAAGAGGAAGAUCCGAAAGUCGCAAGUGGUUGUGAACAGUGCUGCAGCUGCAGGGGUGGCAGUUGCGGGCGGCGCUAGUGGGGGAAUGGAUAUGGCUGUGGAUGGGACUGAUGGGCCUGGGGAGGAGGAGGAGGAAGAGGAGGAAGAGGAGGAGGAGGUGGAGGAGGGAGAGGGUGAGGGAGAACAGGAGCAGCAGGAGGGUGAAGUGGGAGGGAGAGCAGAUUUGGCUGGGUACAAUAGUGCAGUGCUGAGUGCUGCAGCUGCUGCUGUGCUGCACACCCACUUGAACGGCCAGAAUGAAAAGCUGCAGCAGGGGAAGAACCAAUCGCAGCCUCACCAGCCUUGGCAGAGGAACGGGAUGAUCUGCAGCCUCGGCAGCACUGGAGCUGCGAGCAGCGUCGGCACCAUAGCUGAGUUCCGGGCUCGGUUGUCCCCGGCGGUCACUCUUGACCGAACCGCCGCUCCCGAGCCUGUGGCGGUGUAUUCGAGCACAGGAGGCGUGCUGCCAGCUGUCAGCGCAGCAUUGGGUGGAGGGCAAAUGGGGCAAAAUCCGGAAGCAGAGGGUGGGAUGGAGAAAGGAGGGAUGGAGGUUGAUGGAGCGACAUGUGAAGGAGGCAUGUUGGAUGUUGUGACAGCCUUUUCAAUUCUCAGGACUAACUCUAUACAUGGUGGUGCUGCUGCUGCUCUAUCAGCAGAAGCACCACAAGCAGUAAGAGAGGCCACUGGUGUAGCCACAGCUAGUGGCAAGCCAGAGGCACUUGCAGCCACCCCGAUGCUCCAGUCUCUCCGCCUCGACGCCGCGCUCGCAGCGCCGUCGCGCGCGACCGUGCCCGCCUCCUCCUUCGUCUGCCCGCAGAUUAGCCUCCGGUCAAGCCGCGUCCUUAGCGGACGGCGAGUGGCGGCGGCGGAGCGGUCCGCGGUAGCUGCGCGCGUGCAGGCGGUGGCGGAGCUGUUCCCGUCCGUGGAGGGCGCGGAGGACGCGGGGGAAGCGGAGGAGGUUGAAGCGCCCGUAGUGAAGGCGAAGACGGGGAAGAAGGCGCUUUUGUUCAAGAGGGACCAGACCCGAUCGAAGCGGUUCUUGGAGAUUCAGAAGCUGCGCGACCGCAACAGCGAGUACGAGCCGGUGGAGGCGCUGGAAAUCGUCAAGGCGACGGCUUCCGUCAAGUUUGACGAGUCCGUCGAGGCGCACUUCCGCCUCAACAUCGACCCGAAGUACGCCGACCAACAGCUGCGCGCCACGGUGUCUCUGCCCAAGGGAACCGGCCAGGUUGUUCGGGUUGCUGUGCUCACCCAAGGAGAGAAGCAGAGGGAGGCGACGGACGCGGGUGCGGACGUGGUGGGCGCGGAGGAUCUGAUUGAGCGCAUUGCGGGCGGCUUUCUCGAGUUUGACAAGCUCGUCGCCACCCCCGACAUGAUGCCCAAGGUGGCGCGUCUGGGUCGUCUGCUGGGUCCACGUGGCCUCAUGCCCAAUCCCAAGGCCGGCACCGUCACCACCGACCUUGCUUCGGCGGUGGUGGACUUCAAGGCGGGCAAGGUGGAGUACAGGGCGGACAAGACUGGCAUCGUGCACGUGCUCUUCGGCAAGGCCUCCUUCUCCAACGAAGACCUCCUCACCAACCUUGUUGCUGUCGCUAACUCUGUGGAUGCGAAUCGCCCACCAGGCGCCAAGGGAGUGUACUGGAAGACUGCUUACAUCUGCGCUACAAUGGGCCCGUCCGUUCGUGUAAAUGUGUCGGCCUUGAGGGACUUCAAGCUGCCCACUGCCUCAUCCCGCCGCACGGGCCCGUUCACCAUGGGCUCGGAGCAGCGCGGUGUGUUCACGGUGGGCAGCAGUGUGUGGGUGCCGGACGAGGAGGAUGCAUGGGCGGAGGGCGAGGUGGUGGCCGUCGAGGAUGGCGGAGGGGGUGCGGGCGGGCAGGUGGUGGUGCGGACCACAGGGAAGAAGAAGCGCGAGGUGACGGUAGCAGCGGGUGCGUGCUAUGCAAGGGAGGAGGAUGGGGGAAUCAUGGACGAUAUGGUCAAGAUGGCCUACCUUCACGAGCCAGGAGUGCUCUCCAACCUCAUGCUGCGCUACCAGCGCAACCUUAUUUAUACGUACACGGGCAGCAUUCUGAUCGCAGCAAACCCCUUCAUGCGCAUACCAGGCAUCUACGACCGGGAGAUGAGGGAGGCGUACAGAGGGGCACAGAUCGGUGACCUCAGCCCUCAUGUCUUCGCCAUUGCUGAUAACGCGUACAGGGCGAUGGUGGAUGACAAGCGCAGCCAGUCGAUUCUGAUCAGCGGGGAGAGCGGGGCGGGCAAGACAGAGACAACGAAGCUGGUCAUGGAGUACCUGGCUUCCGUGGGGGGCCGGUCCGAGGCCACUGAGGGGCGCAGCAUUGAAAGCCAAGUGCUGGAGUCCAACCCAUUGCUAGAGGCCUUUGGAAACGCCAAGACGGUGCGCAACGACAACUCGAGUCGCUUCGGCAAGUUCAUCGAGAUCCAGUUCGACCAGCGCGGCCGCGUGUCCGGUGCCGCCAUCCGCUCCUACCUUCUAGAGCGGUCCAGAGUGGUGCAGAUAGCAGACCCCGAGCGCAACUACCACUGCUUCUACCAGCUCUGCGCCGGCGCUUCCCCUGAGGAGGCAGAGAAGUACCGUCUUCCUCCAGGGCCAAACAGAGCGGAAAAGUUUCACUACCUGAAGCAGAGCAAGUGCAUUGAGCUGGAGGGGAAGCGCAGCAACGCGGAGGAGUAUGCGAUCACUCGGAAUGCCAUGGACGUGAUUGGGAUCUCCCAGGAAGAACAGGCAUCCAUAUUCGGCAUAGUGGCGGCCAUUCUGCAUCUGGGCAACGUGGAGUUCAAGGAGAAGGGCGACAAGAUGCGCAUCGCCAAGCACUCGGAAGAGGCCCUUGAGAACGCUGCACACCUGCUCUCGUGCGACAAGAAGAAGCUACAGGAGUCGCUGUGCACGAUGAAGCGCAAGGUGGGAGGCGAGGUGAUCAAGAGCUAUUUGGAUGAGAAGGGCGCUGUGGUGCGCCGAGACACGCUCGCCAAGACUCUCUACUCCAAGCUCUUCGACUGGAUAGUGGAGAAGGUGAAUCGGUCCAUCGGGCAGGACGCCAACUCCAUGGCGCUCAUUGGUGUGCUCGAUAUCUACGGCUUCGAGCACUUCAAGCUCAACAGCUUCGAGCAGUUCUGUAUCAACCUGGCAAACGAGAAGCUUCAGCAACAUUUUAACCAGCAUGUGUUGAAGCUAGAGCAGGAGGAGUAUGAGCGAGAGGAGAUCAACUGGAGCUACAUCAACUUCCGGGACAACCAGGAUGUGCUGGACCUAGUUGAAGGGGACAAGGGUAUCCUCACUCUGCUCGACUCUGCUUGCAAGUUAGCCCAGUCCACACCGGAGUCAUUCACCAUGUCUCUCUACGAUGCCUUUCUCAAGCACGAGCGAUUCACCAAGUCAAAGGGCUCUGUCACUGACUUCACGCUGGAGCACUACGCGGGGCGAGUCAAGUACAGCACCACGGAGUUCAUCAGCAAGAACCUCGACGCCGUGGUAUCAGAGCACGAGGCGCUGCUGCAGAAAUCCACCGAUCCGUUUGUGGCCGCACUGUUUCCAGCAGCAGUGGAGGAGGUGAAGGAGGGCGGGGGCAAGGGCGGCAAGGCCACCACCAAGUUUGCGUCCCUGGGGAAAUCGUUCAAGCUGCAACUGUCGCAACUGAUGGACACUCUGAACCGCACAGAACCGCACUACAUCCGGUGCAUCAAGCCCAACUCCAAGAGCCGACCAGCGCUGUUUGAGAAGAGCAUGGUGGUGGAGCAGCUGCGGUCGGGGGGAGUGUUGGAGGCCAUUCGCAUGUGCUCUGCGGGCUACCCCACGCGCCGCCUCUUUGACGACUUUAUCGACAGAUUCGCACUUCUCAUCCCCUCGCUCUUUGACAAGGAGAUGUCGGACCCGGAGUAUGUGGAGGUCAUUCUGCGCCACGCCAAGCUGGAGAACUACCAGAUUGGCAAGUCGAAGGUAUUCCUCCGGGCAGGCCAAAUGGCUCUGAUGGAGAUGCGUCGUCUCGAGGUCAUGAACGCCGCAGCGGCCCGCAUUCAGCGUGCCACGCGCCGCUUCCUCUUCCGCCUGCACCGCGCCCGCGCUGCCCUCUGCAUCCAAAAGUUCUGGCGCGCCUACACGGCACGGCUGUUCGUGUACCACCUGCGGCGGCGGCUGGCAGCAACGUGUAUCCAGCGCAUGGAGAGGGGCCGGCAGCAGCGCAUGCGCUUCCUCAUGCUGCGGCGAGCUGCCAUCACCAUCCAAGCCAAGUACCGCAUGCACCUCUAUCGCACGCGCUACCUGCACAUGCGGGAUAACCUGGCUGCCACGUGCAUUCAGUGUCACUGGCGGGGCUAUGUGGCGCGCAAGCCCUGGAAGGCCCUGCGGCAGUACUUGUUUGCACGGCUGGCCAGGCUGCGAUAUAAGAACCUCAAACUGGAGGCGGCUCGCAUUGCUGAGCUGGCACCGCCGCGCAAGAAGACGGAGGUGGCGAUGGAUACGAUCCGCAUGAUGGUGCUGCGCGUGCAGAGAGACAAGGCGGAGAAGGGGCGACAGGCGUUGGAACGCCAACUGGCAGAGGCAAGAGAGGAGGUGGAGGGGCGCGGCAGGGAGAUAGCGGCACGCGGCAGGGAGAUAGCCCGGCUGCAGGAGAUGCUGGAUGCGGAACAGGCGAGGGCAGAGGCUGCAGAGGCUGAGGUGCGGGCGAUGGUGGCGGAGAGGGAGGAGCAGCGUGAGGAGCAGCAGCAGCACUUGGUGAAAAUGAAGGAGCUCGACAGCAGCAGGCGCCCCAUGCGGCCCCGUGCCGCCUCCUCUUCAGGCUCAGGCUGGCAGGUCCCCUCAGAGGACGUUGACUUUGACCACGAGGUGGGGGCAGCAGCAGAGCAGGACCGAGGGCCCUUGAGUGCUGACCGCGGCCCUCCCAGCUCCGAGAGACCCAGGAGAAUGUCCGCGGGCACAGGCGGUGGAGGUGGAGGGGGAGGCGGAGGAAGGGAGUUUGGGCGGUAUGGGAGCAGCUCGUUCCGGGGCUCGCCUGCCCGGGAGUUUGAGGGGGGAGCGCGGGUGGGGCGAGGGGAGGAGGGGUCGUGGAGCGGGAGGAAGCUGGGAGGGGUGGGGUCGAGAUCGGCCCGGAGUGGGGCGAGUGAGGCGUCGCCGCGAGGAGGCGUGGGGAUGGGGAUGGGAACUCCGCCCACGCCUGGAGGGAGUGCGGCGGGGACGCCGCGGGGGAAGAGUUUGACGUUUUCGGCGAGCAACUUUGAUAAGAUCCUCGCGAGCAUGCAGCGCGAGGUGGAGAUCGCACAGAAGAUGCGAGAGGAGAACAACUGGCUGCGGGCAGCAUACAAGGAGGCGGUCCACAAGGCAGAGGUGGCGGCAGCGCUGGCGGGGGCAGAGAGGGCGAGAGCUGAGGAGGCAGAGAGGAACGUGGCAGCGCGGGAGGAGGAGAUGCGGGAGGCUCUGGCACGGUGCCAUGAGCUGCAGGAGAAGCUGCUCGGGAAAUCGCGCGAGGUGCGCACGUUGAGUCAGAGGCUGAUUGCCUUCCAGGCCAGCAUGGCUAACGCCAAUCCCGCCAUGCCCAUUGACAAGCAGCAGGAGGUACUGUUGAACGAGAUAGCAGUGAGCCGCUUCCCCUUCGGCCCGCAGGGUCAACCAGUGGCGGCGUGUGUGGUGUACCGGUCGCUGCUGCACUGGCGGGUGUUCCAGGCCGAGAAGACCAACGCGUUUGACCGCAUCAUCGAGACCUUCCAGAUGGUCUCUCGGUCGGACGACAUGAGCACGCUCAGCUACUGGCUCAGCAACCACGUCGUGCUACUGUAUCUGGUUCAGGUGGUGUACAAGCCGCCAGCGGAGAAGCCCAAGCUCGAGCGCGUCACCACAUUUGGCUUUUUUGGUGCUCGGCCCCCCACUCCGCCGCGACCCAGUGCAACGAUGCAGCAGGUGGAUCUGAUGUUGUUCAAGCAACAGCUGGCGACGGGCAUCGAGCGGCUGUAUGUGACCAUCCGCGACAGCGCCAAGUCAGAGCUCGCCGUGCACUUCAACCCGCAGCUGCAGGCACGAGGGGCGGAGGCGGAAUCAGGUGAGGGAGGAGAGCUGGGGGAAAAUGGGGGAGGAGGCCCGGGCAUCCCCCCGGCAGGGGCGAGGGGGAGGGGGCGGGGAGGGCGGGCGCCGCAGCGCAACGCAGCGACGGCGAUGCGGAAACACAUCAUGUCGUCGUGGACCAAUGUGGUGAUCACUCUUCGCCACAUCAUCGGGAACCUCGUGGCCAAUCACGUGCCGGCAGCCCUGCUGGACGCGCUCAUUCGCCAGCUGCUAUUUUUCGUUAACAUGAAGAUAUUUAACAGCCUCAUGGUGCGCGCGCAGUGGUGUCCGUGCACGUACAGCAACGGGGAGAUGAUGGAGGAGGGGCUGAGCCGCCUGGAGCAGUGGGUGCAUGACGUGGAGGUGCAGCUGAGGGAGGUGCUGGGUGGGGAGAGAGAACCCUUGAGGAAGGAGCUGAGGCACCUGCAGCAGACGAUUCUCUUCCUGACACUUGACCACAAACCAAGGAGAACUCUGGAGGAACUACGGAUGCUCUGUCCCGAUUUAAGUAUGAACCAGCUGGUGCACAUGUGCAUUUGGUACGAGGACGACAAGUACGGCACCAAGGGCGUGGACCCGAGUGUGAUCGAGCAGAUGUGGAGCGAGAUGGUGGACGACAGCCCCAUGCUGCUAAGGGACGGUGAAGGCAUCCCCUUCACAACGGACGAGAUCGUGCACAGCCUACCCGAGAUAAACCUGGACGAGGUGGAACCUCCCCCCGAGCUCCAAGACGACCCCACCUUCCACUUCCUCCUCCCCCUCACCUCCGUCCCCUCCGUCCCCUCCACCCCGACCGCCGCCUCCCACACUCCCCGCAACGCCUCUCCUCGCGUGCCUCCCUCUGUGCCAUCAUCUAUCCCCCGAUCGGCAUCGCUCUCUACCGCGCAUUCUCGGCCCGGCACCGCUCCCCACCCCAUGGGUGGUGGUACUCCCAGGGCUGCCGGGACGUCGUCGGUUACGAGUACGCCUCGUGUGCCGUCGAGCCCUUGGGAUUACUUUCGGGGGCGAGGGGCGUGGAAGAGUGAUGAUGCGUGA
This is a messenger RNA of Closterium sp. Yama58-4, 9894 nucleotides long. The record is from the annotation of a GenBank genome assembly. Lineage: Eukaryota; Viridiplantae; Streptophyta; Zygnematophyceae; Desmidiales; Closteriaceae.